AGCAAAAUACUUUGGACACUUUUCAGCGCCGCCACAAACAUUGGUCCUUCGAGCCGGAUAAUCAACAAUAUAUUUUUCAUCGUUCCAGUUUUACAUCCGCAGAGUUUACCAUGGCGUUCUCCAGAAGAUCAUCCUGCACCCUGUCCGACGGAGUGAGCUUGCGAGGGCUCUUCUCGCCAGCGCGCUCCCUUUCGCCUCCGAUUGCCGGCUCUCCGCCGAGGCAAGUCGCCCCGAUGGAGUCCGAGCCCUCUCCAGCACCGGUGGCACUGGUUACUCCGCGCGGAGUUUCCGUGCCUCGCCGGGCCGCCCCUCAGCGGGGUGAGUAUGUGCCUCCCGGCACAAACUCGUUCCGCUGUAGGGUGUGCCGCGGUGUCCACGCGCUGCGCAAAUGUCCACGGUUUGCCCAGCUGACGCCAGAGAAGCGGCUCCGGGCAGUACUUGUAAAUAAGUACUGUCCCAACUGCUUGGCUCAUCAGCACUCCGGGGCACUUGCCGCAGCGGUGGACGGUGCAGGCAUUGUGGUGAGGACCACCACUCCAUGCUGCACAUGCGAGACCCUAAACCCAGGCAGCGGUUGGCGCGACGACCGAGGGGCCGACGCGACCACCCGGCGCCCACCAGAGAGGACCAUCGUCAUCCCGGAUGGACCGCCCACUUCCCCACACACCAGGCCCGUGCCUAGCCCCGCCUUGACGGCACUACUCCAGUGCAAGGAGUCAGUAUUCUCCCCACCGCGGCGGUCUGGCUAG
Messenger RNA from Drosophila nasuta, 749 nucleotides. RefSeq lists its product as uncharacterized. Lineage: Eukaryota; Metazoa; Arthropoda; Insecta; Diptera; Drosophilidae. The transcript has 2 exons. The coding region runs from base 111 to 749 and encodes 212 amino acids. The record is from RefSeq and is a predicted model, not a curated record.